This is a messenger RNA of Columba livia (rock pigeon), 3601 nucleotides long. It is a transcript of the gene CDV3, whose product is annotated as CDV3 homolog. Lineage: Eukaryota; Metazoa; Chordata; Aves; Columbiformes; Columbidae. The transcript is spliced from 5 exons. The coding region runs from base 295 to 924 and encodes 209 amino acids. The record is from RefSeq and is a predicted model, not a curated record. Gene Ontology annotation, cellular component: cytoplasm.
CGGGGCCGCCUCCUCCCCUCCCGUUCCCUCCCCUUCCCUCCUCUCUUUCGGGCCGUGUCAAGCGGCGGCCACCAACGUGGAGCGCGAGAGCCUCCUCCCGCCGGGAGUCGGGCGGGCUCGCGCGGGCCCGGCCGGCCGCAGCCGUUAAGCGGCCGCGCUCGCGCCCCUCGGGAGGCCGCAGCGCGGGGCUCACCUGUUGGCCCGGGCCGCAGCUGCCCCCUUCUUCCUCUCCCCGCCCCGCCGUCGGGAGCCGCCGCGCUCAGGGCCCGGCCGCCGCCAACCGGAGCUGCCGCCAUGGCGGAGACCGAGGAGAGGAGCCUCGACGACUUCUUCGCCAAGCGGGACAAGAAGAAGCGGAAGGAGAAGAGCAGCCGAGGGGCCGCCGCCGCCUCCGGCGCCUCCAGCGCCGCCUCAAACGCCGCGGGGGCGGCCGCGUCGGCUGGGGGAACCCGCCAGGCUGACGGCAGCGGCUCCGGGGCCGCCGCUUCCAACACCGGCUCCGCCAAGACGGUAACCAAGGAAGAGGAUGAUUGGAAGGAGUUUGAGCAAAAGGAAGAAGUUGAUUAUAGUGGUCUUAGAGUUCAGUCCAUGCAAAUAAGUGAAAAAGAAGAUGAGGAAAGUGAAAAAAGAGAAGAACCUGGUGACAACUGGGAGGAGACUGGUGGUGGCAUAGACAGAUCAUCUGGUCCUUGGAACAAGUCAGCUCCUGCACCAGCACCUGUUGUUGAACCAAUUGUUACAGAAACCCCAGAGCCAGUUCAUACUGGUGGUGUAUACAGGCCGCCUGGUGCCAGGGAGGGUGGCAGGCCACGGAGAGCACAGCAAGGACCACCAGAAAUCUAUAGUGAUACGCAGUUUCCAUCGCUGCAGUCCACCGCCAAGCUUGUAGACAGUCGAAACUUAACAUCUUAUUCGCUUUCUUGACUGCAACUACACAUUGAGCAGAUGUCUUCAUCGAGCUGUCCAUGGUGAUGCCUAGAUCGUCCCCUUGAAAGCUCACAACUAAUUCAGAAUCCACGAGAGCAUGUAUGAGUGGUUUAAAACCUUUCCAGUAUUCAUUGCCUUGGGUUUAUUUUCUGUUGCCAUUCACUUGCCACUGAAUUGCCAAGUUCACAGAGUUAGUUAGCUUACCCUGCCAAUCACCAUCUUUCCUCAUGCUGACAAACUGGGUAACUUCUGUGGGCACUGGCUUUCGCCAUCCGAUGUACUGAAAUCUUCAGUUUCAUGUAUAUUAUUCACUCUUUUUACCAAUGAUGAGCUUGGCAUGCUCUUACUAACUUUUACUCAAUCUGACCUUCCCUGUUCUGUUUCUUUCUAGCUCAGUUAUAGCAUUGAAGUCAUCCAGUUAUAAAUGUCCGCUCUAUUUCAAAUCCUUUGCCUACAGAAAACAACUUAUUCUGCAUCUCUUUUGGAGUAUGUAUAAUCAUAACAAUGAUUCAAACCAUAAAAACAGGCUGGUACAAGAGAACAAAUUCAUUGAAAAACAGGUAAACAUAAGUGAAUCUGAUCUCCUAGAGCUUAACUUCCUUGGUUUCAGUGGAGUUAUUUCUGUCACCUGAGACCAGUUUCAUUAAAACCUGAGAUCUUCUCGCUUGCAGUCUAGAUACAACAGCCAAAAUCAAGAGCAAGUGAACAAGCCCCAUCGCAAACUUGUUUUAAAUUUCUGGGUUACUCUGCUCUUUGUGGCAGAGAUGAAGCAGAUGUGUAUUACUUGGUCUCUGACCAGCAACCAGAUGGGCUCAGCCAUGCUUAGUCUAACAUACCUGUUGUAAUAUUGAACGGGACAUUGAAAUUAGGUUACAAUAUUUGAGAUGAAGAUGGGUGCAGCAACACUGGGGGGCAGGCUUAGUCUUUCUGGUUUGUUUCAUCUCUCCACAUUCUCACCUUGUACUUUAUAAAGCUCAUAGAUCUGUAAAUCAGGUUAAAUCUUUUAAGUGCUGAUUACAUUUACCAGUAAUGCAACGUUUAUAAAUACAAAGGAGGUGUGAUAAGGGAAGACUCAAGCCUGUUAGGAUGUAUAGCCUAUCACUUAAGAGCUGCAUUGUCUCUAUGAGAAUGCUAUAUCAUAUAGAACAGCUGCUUUCCAGUACUAAUGAUAUAUGGUUGAGAAGAACAGGAUCUUGCAUCCAAAUAAAUUGUGUCUGUUAGGUGCUGUAUUAGAGCAGUUACUAGUAUUCUGUCAAAAACAUUGUGGCUGCUGGGGUUUUACCAAGUUAGCAAAUAAGAGCAGAGGUUUUCUGUUAAUUUUGAGGGGGAGAGGGAAAUAGAACAGAUGCAGCAAUAUCUGAUAGUUGUUCAAAUGUGGUACUUUGUACCCUCUCCCACACACCUAAAGACUCAUUGUUGCUACUGUGCUCCUCAAAGCCCUGUCUUGCUACUUUAAAUCCUUACUGUGUUAUUUACUAACCACCCAGUAGCCUUCAGGACUGACUCGUUCUCUGACUGCACACUGUGUCUUUAAUCUGGGAAUUAGGUAAAAGGCAAACUGGCUUUGUAAACUGGCAUGACAAUGUUUUCUAGAUAAUUGGCUCUGCUCAUUUUUUUUCUGUAACUUGAAGCCUGUCAAAAAUCUUUUGAUUUGACCUUUCUUUACCCUACAGUAUUCCCUUCUUUUGUUCAUCUACAUUAUUUCCAUGCCAAGGAUUUUUAGGUGCCUGAAUUAUUUACCACUUAUUUAGAAAGCAGCUCCAUAAGCAAGACCAACUGAGUCUCAAUCAUGCUCUGUUUCUUUAGUCUGGGCUCUGGCAUCACAAACAUGGCUCCAUCUGUUGCAAAAUUGUUUAGCAAAUAAAUACAAUCUCCUUGAAGAAUUUAAACCUAUACCCUCAAAGGCUACACGGGAGCCUAAUUCCCACAGCAUACAGCAAAAUGAAAGCAGUAGCACUGGUCAAAGUACAAACACAAUUCAGCUAUGACAAGGAGCGGGGUUGCAUGACUGGUAACAUGCUAGCUCAAACAAAACUGUCUUAACUGUCACCUGGGCAGCAGGGUCUAGCCUAAAGCAUUUCUGUUUUUUUAAUGAAGAGAUGACUGAGUGAAGAAUACUAAGAGGAUAUAUCUGUAAAAGAAAACAACAUGAAACUGAAUUUGCUUUCACCAAUGCAUCAGAAUGUCUCGCCAUCAGACUUAACCUGAAGAAAUUAAGAUAAACCCAUUUGAGUGUUUACUGUAGUACAAAAGAAAGAAUGAUGUGGUCUGGCUGGGAAAAUGGUUGGCUGGGAGCCCACUGAGCACAGCAGAAACUGCUGCAGCAAAGUAGAGUACAAUAUGAUCCAUUUCUGAGAUUCCCUGUGUGACCCCUACAGUUAGCAUAGAAACCUAAUGAUGCCUGUAUAUUUAUAUGAUUAUAUGUUUAUAGUUGUAAUUUAAGUUCAAAACACAAACUUUUUUUUUUAUUUUUAGGUUUGUUUUUUUUUGUUUUUUUUUUUACCCUGGUUUACCUAUCUUAGCUUCUGUAUAUGACAACUUCUAACAGUGCAGUGCACACACCUGUUGUCCUUUUGUCCCAGGUUGGAGUAAUGGUAUCAAACUCUGUAAAGCACUUCUGUGAUGUUUCCUGUGAAGAAAGCUGAAGAAAAUAAAUUUAACAUCACCAACUGAA